AACACAAAGUUAUCAUUGUUGGGUUGGAUAAUGCAGGGAAAACUACCAUCCUUUACCAAUUUUCUAUGAAUGAAGUUGUACAUACAUCCCCUACAAUAGGAAGUAAUGUAGAAGAGAUAGUGAUUAAUAAUACAUGUUUCCUGAUGUGGGAUAUUGGUGGCCAAGAAUCUCUUCGCUCGUCCUGGAACACUUACUAUACUAAUACAGAGUUUGUGAUAGUUGUUGUGGACAGUACAGACAGAGAGAGGAUUUCUGUAACUAGGGAAGAACUCUACAAAAUGUUGGCUCAUGAGGACCUAAGGAAAGCUGGACUGCUGAUUUUUGCUAAUAAACAAGAUGUUAAAGAAUGCAUGACUGUAGCAGAAAUCUCCCAGUUCUUGAAGCUCACUUCUAUUAAAGAUCACCAGUGGCAUAUCCAGGCAUGCUGUGCGCUUACUGGCGAAGGAUUAUGCCAAGGCCUUGAGUGGAUGAUGUCACGACUUAAGAUUAGAUGAUCUCUGCUGACUCUUCUCAUGGACUUUGUGUAAACAAAGUGCUGGACUCUACCUGAAAGCUGCAAAAAUUAAUGGUUUAGAUAUAUUUAUAAUAAACUGACGUAAACUUUUUCUAAAGAAGAAAAAUUAAGACCACUUAUUUGAAAACAAGGAUGACGUUUCACUUUCCAGUUUGCUUUCUCAUUAGUUCCCUCCAAAGUAUAUAUUAAAGCUGUGAUUGAUACUUUUCUCACAAUGAACCCUCUCAGGACAUUUUAGAGCCUGUGGUAAGUACAAAGGGAGAGGAAGACGUUUUGAACUUUAAAGAGCUUUAUUGUCAAUAUAACCCUCCCAGUUGAGUGUUGUUCUCUUGUUCCAUUAAGUCAAAAUACAAAUCAGCACAUACUGUGUCCAAUAUUUUGAAAUGUAAUGUUACUUACAAAAAGUAUUUUGCUUAAGGCUAUGUAUGUAUUGUAUAUAUACCUCACGUUCAAGUUAAUGGCUUUGAUUCAAGUUCUAAGAAAAGCAAAUAAUGAAAAUUAAUAAUACCCUUAGUGAUUACCAUAAUGAGAUAAUACUGGCACUGGUGUUAAAGUGCUGUUUUCUACUUUUCCCCUAUAAUAUCUGUAUUGUAUUAACCAACCCCUCAAAUCAUGGAGCUGCUUUUCAAAAAAAAGAAAAAGCUUGACAUGCUGUACCUAGUUUUUGUUGCUCAGUAGCACACACGGGAGCACAAUCCAACCGAGUGGACUGUCACAUUUUUGGCUUGGUAGUACUAAUGGAUGGAACUGCACAGUGAGGAAUUACCACUUUUUUUUUUUUUUU
Messenger RNA from Chinchilla lanigera (long-tailed chinchilla), 1298 nucleotides. RefSeq names its product ADP-ribosylation factor-like 5A (gene Arl5a). The record is from RefSeq and is a predicted model, not a curated record. Gene Ontology annotation, cellular component: cytoplasm; trans-Golgi network. Gene Ontology annotation, biological process: vesicle-mediated transport; intracellular protein transport; protein localization to Golgi membrane. NCBI's taxonomy places the organism in Eukaryota, Metazoa, Chordata, Mammalia, Rodentia, Chinchillidae. Gene Ontology annotation, molecular function: GTP binding; GTPase activity.